Elaeis guineensis (African oil palm) is the source of this 3768-nucleotide messenger RNA. RefSeq lists its product as uncharacterized. The record is from RefSeq and is a predicted model, not a curated record. Gene Ontology annotation, cellular component: chloroplast. NCBI's taxonomy places the organism in Eukaryota, Viridiplantae, Streptophyta, Magnoliopsida, Arecales, Arecaceae. Gene Ontology annotation, molecular function: protein binding. Gene Ontology annotation, biological process: chloroplast-nucleus signaling pathway; mitochondria-nucleus signaling pathway.
AUGAAGGACAGUUGAGAGCUCCGUUAACAGAGGGAUGGAGCGAUUGGUCUUGUCUAGUUCGUUUUCUGCUUCUAUUUUUCUUGUUCGGGGGUGGAAGUAGGGGAAUUAAUGGAAACCAUCUCCAUAGGCUGAGAAGGUAGAAACGGCGGCAUCUUUCUUUUGUUGGCCGUCAAAAUCCAUUAAUUAGACGCAAGAUGGCGCCUUUCCUCUAUUUUCAUAUCAAAUAUUGAUCUUCUAUUUGUUGAUUACUUUCAAGCUUGGCAUCUUCGGAGUCUGAAUCUGCCUUCAAUGUAAUGAAGGAUCGCAGUAUUUUGAUUGCUGGGCUGCUUGUUUGGUUUAAAUGGGUUUCAAGAGGACUUAGUAGCUUGUGGUUGGAAUGAGUCGCACUUUGCUUCCAAAACAUGUAGCCAGAGUCAUAAAAUGCCAGAAGGACCCACUUAGGGCUCUUGAGAUGUUCAACUCAGCCACGAAGAAAGAUGGGUUUAAGCAUACUAUCUUCACUUACAAAUGUAUAAUAGAGGAACUUGGACUUCAUGGGGAGUUUAAGGCCAUGGAGGAUGUUAUUCAGGAAAUGAGAAUGAACAUCGAUAAUUCUUUGCUUGAAGGAGUGUAUAUUGGUGCAAUGAGGAGUUAUGGAAGAAGAGGGAAAAUACAAGGGGCUGUGGAUACAUUUGAGAGAAUGGAUUUUUAUGAUUGUGAGCAAACUGUUAAAUCUUAUAAUACAAUUAUGAAUAUUUUGGUUGAGUUCAAAUACUAUGAUCAAGCCCACAAAGUAUAUCUAAGAAUGCUGGACAAGGGAAUUGUGCCUGAUGUUUACACCUUUACAAUCAGGAUGAAAUCAUUUUGUAGAACAAGAAGACCACAUGCAGCACUGAGGCUUCUCAGAAACAUGCCAGAGAGAAGGUAUGAUCUCAAUGCAGUUGCAUACUGUACGGUGAUUUGUGGUCUUUAUGAAGAGAACUUCUGUAUUGAGGCUUGCAGUCUGUUUGAUGAAAUGCUUGGGAGUGAGAUCUUACCUGAUAUAGUUACAUUUAAUAAGCUCAUACAUGUGCUUUGUAAGAAAGGAGAUGUUCCAGAAAGCAGCAAGCUCCUUGCCAAGGUUAUCAAGAAAGGCAUAUCACUAAAUUUGUUCACAUACAAUAUACUAAUCCAAGGGCUUUGCAAGGAAAACAAAUUGAUGGAAGCUGUUUCUUUGUUAGAACGUAUGAGGAAGGGUCUGGCUCCUGACGUGAUUACCUAUAAUACGCUUAUCAGUGGCUUAUGCAAGAACUCUAAGGUUGUUGAAGCUGAGAACUAUUUGCAUAAAAUGGCAAAUAAAGGCUGCAUUCCUGAUGAUUUUACAUAUAAUACCGUCAUAGAUGGAUAUUGCAAAAUGGGGAAGGUACAAGAUGCUUCUAGACUUUUAAAGGAUGCAGUUUUCAAGGGGUUUGUGCCUGAUCGAGUAACAUAUUGCUCCCUGAUUAAUGGAUUAUGUGAAGAAGGUGACAUUGACAGAGCAUUGAAUAUAUUUCAUGAGGCUCAGAAAAAUGGGCUGAAGCCUGAUAACAUUAUCUACAAUUCACUAGUCAAGGGGCUCUCUCGACGAGGUCUAAUCUUGCAGGCUUUGGAGGUGAUGAAUGAAAUGAUGGAAAAUGGGUGCUGCCCGGAUAUUUGGACAUACAACAUCAUAAUAAAUGGGUUAUGCAAGAUGGGAAAUGUUUCCGAUGCCAAUAUUGUCAUGAAUGAUGCCAUAGCAAAAGGUUAUCUUCCUGACAUUUUUACCUUCAAUACAUUGAUUGAUGGCUACUGCAAGAGAUUGCAGCUGCACAAUGCUUUGGAAAUUGUUGAUAGGAUGUGGACUCAUGGUGUCACACCUGAUGCUAUCACUUUCAACUCUGUGUUAAAUGGGCUAUGCAAAGCUGGAAAGACUAGUGAUGUCAUGGAUAUAUUCAAAGAGAUGGUUACAAAGGGAUGUCGUCCUAAUGUUAUCACAUAUAACAUGCUGAUAGAGAACCUCUGCAAGGCCCGCAGAGUAAAAGAGGCUUCUGAUUUGCUUAUGAAGAUGAUGAAUGAAGGCUUGACUCCAGAUGUUGUCAGUUUUAACACAUUGAUACAUGGAUUCUUCAGGAAUGGUGAUCUUAAUGGAGCCUAUGAGAUUUUCAGAAGAAUGGAACAAGACAAGUUCUCUGCUACAACUGAUACAUAUAAUAUAGUGAUCUCUGCAUUUUCUGAAAAGUUGAAUAUUCAUAUGGCAGGGAAGAUUUUCAAUGAGAUGGUCAGCAAGGGCUGUUCACCAGAUGCAUAUACUUACCGUGUUUUAGUUAGUGGCUUUUGCAAGACUGGAAAUGUUGAUCGUGCAUAUGAAUUUCUGAUAGGCAUGAUUAGUAAGGGAUUUAUUCCAUCAAUGGCAACAUUUGGACAGGUAAUAAACUGCCUCUCAGUAAAAGAAAGGGUUGAUGAAGCUGUUGGUAUUAUUCACAUUAUGGUAAGCAAUGGUGUUGUCCCGGAGGCUGUGGAUACCAUAUUUAGUGCUGAUAAGAGGAAAAUAGCAGCACCAAAGAUCCUUGUAGAGGAGUUGCGGAAGAAGGGUCAUAUUACCUAUUAUGCCUAUGAACUUCUUUAUGAUGGAAUCAGAGACAAGAAGCUACUAAGAAAAUGGCAUCGCCUGAAAUGUUUCUGAGGACAUGAUAGGUGGUUUCUGCUACCGAUUUUAGUGAUCCAAGUAGCUAAAGGGAAAGUCUGCUUUCCUGAAUGUGGGACCUUCUGUGCACUCCUCUUGUGCCAGUUACAGUGGGACACUCAUCUGCUGUAAGCUUUAUCCAGCAACAUUAGUAACCAGGAAUCCCUUUGAAUUUGACAAUGCUCUAAUUGUAUGGGUUAUUCUUGGACCAUCAUCGUUUUUUGGUUGUAUGCUUAGAGAUGCAGUCCUCACAGAUUAUCACUGGAAAAUGAAGUGAAGAUGGCAACGUCUCUCUCACAUGUGUUUCUACUACAAUUUUUGAAGUUGAAUUAUGCGUAAGCAGCUGCUGCUCUUUAAUUCUCAAUGGACUGCAUGUUGUGGCAAUGAGGGCUCGACAAUACUGACACAUAGAGAAGAGUCACUACUCAGUUGACAUGGAAGUCCUCAGAAAUUCAUGAUCUCAUUACCCCAAACAGGGAACCAUCAAAGCUGGAAAAUGAUAUGCUGGUAGCUAGGACCUGAGGACCACCAACUUCGAGGCACAUUAACUGAGGCCUCUAACGUUACAAAAUUUCCCAUGAAUGUUGAUGUGAUUGAAGUCCACCAGUUGGCACCCCUUUUCAGCACAUAUGUGGACAGGUCGCAUGCUGGAACUUGGAUGGUGGCACCCCCACCAUUAUUCACAACAAGCAUACUAGCAGUAAGAUUUUUCUCAUGCCAAGAGCCAAUAGUUGCUGGUGUUGUUUGUCAAAAUUGACUGGAGAAGCAACCUCAUGCUAGCACAAGCAAGUAGCAUAGAGGCCUUUUCUGAGUUUGUUGGUAUAUUUACCCUGUGAUAUAAGCUAAAUGUACCCGAUAUUGAGUUAGAAACUUGCUGUAAUUGCAAAUAGGAAUUUGGUGCUCUUUUUCACAUGCAGGGAUGAACUGGCCAGAUAUAAUCCGGUCCUGACCGUCUUCUUUUUUCAUAUAUGAUAUUUAUGGGCAUGGAUGUGUCUAUGCAUAGUGGUCCCAAAUAUUUGAAUAUUUUUGGAUCUUGGUUGGAUAUGGAUAUUGGUGUUAUUUGUAUAUCGAAGUACCAAUAUAAAAAUAUUGGUACGUAUAUUGGCAUA